Mizuhopecten yessoensis (Yesso scallop) is the source of this 3253-nucleotide messenger RNA. Its product is annotated as protein Njmu-R1-like. Bases 30 to 1313 code for a protein of 427 amino acids. The record is from RefSeq and is a predicted model, not a curated record. NCBI's taxonomy places the organism in Eukaryota, Metazoa, Mollusca, Bivalvia, Pectinida, Pectinidae. Gene Ontology annotation, cellular component: trans-Golgi network. The transcript is spliced from 13 exons.
AACGCUACUUUAACAUUGAUGAAGAAGGAAUGGAAGAAAACGGAUCAGAAGAAAACACAAGUGCGGCUUCUGACGAGAAGUCUGCCACAUCAGACAUGGAGCAGAAGGAAGAAGGAAGGGAUUUUGACAGACACUUUGCUCUGUAUUCUUGUAAUGUACACAAAGAAGAGAGAAACUCCGAAACUGAGAGUAUAGCAUCAGAGAACAGUCAGACUGACAGCAAUGUUAGUUUGUCUGUGUUAUCUACUGAUUUGGAUGCAUCUGUUGAGACUGAACUUCGGAAAUUCAUCGGUCAGAAAUUGAUGAAGAAUUUGGUUUAUAGUGAUACUGGAUCCAUAUCCUCCAUGGAAUACAGGUCAGAUGACGAUGUGAAGACCAGUUUCUCCUGUUACUAUUGUAUGCUGGAGAAUGUGGAGGAGAAACAGCUGGUGGUCAACGGUGACAAUACACCUGACCCGCAACAAAGGAAGUACAUUGUCUGUUUCAUGGCGCUACAGAAAAACAGUUUGGACUAUUUUCAACGUGAACUGGAUGUCUAUUGCAACGGAGUUGUGCAGUACCUUGAUCAACAGGUUUGCUGUGAUCCUAGCAUGCAAGAAGAACAGGAUACACAGGAUAAAUCUAAGGUAACAGAGCUUACAAACAUUGACACUUCGGUGCGAACUUACCUGGAGAAUUGGUGUGAGGUGACCAUGGAUUACACCUGUCGAUGUAUGAAAAUACUCAAGCAAAGUGCCAAAUACAUUCUGUAUGGGGCAUUAGUGGAUGCCAGGUUUCAGUUUGAAGGCAUGACAGACCAGCAGAAGGACGACUUACAGAGGUUUCUGAAGGCAUGUAAUCUGUCAGAGAUCUUAAAGCAAACAGACCAGGAGAAGCGUGAGGCCAGUCCAGCAUCAACGGGAAGUCUUGACUUACUGGUUGAUUUGGGAGAGUACAAUGCUGCACCCCAGCAAACAAUUACCCUAACACUGGCACAGAACAUGGUGAAUUGUUCACCAGAAGAUUGCACAAUCUUCUGUGAGGAUUGGGGUAAAGUUUUAAACAAAACUGACCUAAAUAGAGCGAGUCAAAUCAGACAUGUUUUGGAGGCAUUUAAGAUAAAGUACAUCCAAAGUAUAAAUACUCUAAAGAGACUUCUUAUUCAGGCUGAAGCAGAUUACUAUGCAUUAUACAAAUCCUACGUGUUUAUAAAGAAUUCUGGGAAUGCAGAAGUACUUCUAAAUUAUGGCCAUUUAGACUCGAUACCUGAGGUACAAGACGUUGUCAAGUCCCUGAAGGAGUUCAUCAAAGAAAUCAAGCAGACCCCGGGAUGAAAUCUAAUUUCAUGUGCAAUCAAUACUGGCAAAUAUUUAUUUUUAAAGGGGCAUCUUGAUUUCUUUACCAAUAUUUAAGAAUGUAUUAAAUAGAAAAAAGGGAUGUUUUUAUGCAUGUUUGCUGUUACAGAACAGCUGAACAAUUAGGGAUAUAAUUCCGAAGAAGGUUUUAUAGAUUAAUUUUGUACUGACCAAUCAAGACAAACCUGCCUUCUGCUUAGACCACCUCAACAUUUAUUUAGAAUAGUAGUUAUAUAUUGUACUCUAUGUCAGGAAGCAUAGUACCCACUGAGAGGAUUGUCUCUUGCAUUACACCCUCCUCCGCAGAAAACAGAACUUGUUUGAUUUUAAUGAGUUCAAAUGAUUUUUUUGCAGUGUUAAAUUAGAAACACAAUGUUUAUAAUAGGAAUCACCACUACAUCAGAAUUAAGUCUGGGACUAUUAUCUUGUCCUAUGAAUCUUAAGGAGCCUGGCCCUUUCACAUAUCUAGCUCACUAGUAAACUAGUCCAGAGUUAAACUCCCAGUAGAACCACUUUCAAAGAGUUUCAUCUGUUACAUUAAUUAAAUAUAUUUGAAUUUGACAGAUUCAGUUAUAUAUUUACACCACAGUAUGGGAACAUCUUGAUAAGAUUAAGGGGGCAUCAGUCAAGGUUAAAGGACACACCUUACCCCUUUUGGUGUAUUAUAUACAAGCCCUGGCUCACUUUGUUUUUACUUAACCAUUUCUGUGUUGCUAAUUUUUUUUUAUAAAGAAGGAGAGGCAAUAUGCCAGAAACGUUUAUGACCAUGUUUUUUUUAAAUACGAUUUAUCAGGGAAUCAGAAGCUCUAUACAAGCUUGAAAAGUUCAUAUAAGAGUAAGCAUUGAUAUUACAUAUAAAUGAACAAUGUUGUUAUAUAAUUGUUAAUCAUAUUUUGUGGUCAUUUUACAGACUUAUUGAAGGUUGAAAUUGCAUGUUCUAAAAUUUCACUUUAAAACACAAGUGUAUUGUGAAAUUUUGGUAUUGUGACCUUAUGUCGACCUGCUGAUGUUGAUCUAAUGCAGAAACACGCCCCUUUAUACGUCCAGGUUAGUUGUACUGAUAUCACAGUGUAUCAGUGUCCUCUACCUCUAUAACUAGAUCGUAUUGCACAAUAUGGGGAAACAUUACGGUAUUCUCACUGUAUACACUGUAUUUAACCUGAUACGUUAGGUUGUAUAAAGCUAUUCAGACUUAACAAUUAAACAUUAAGUUGGAGUUUUAUAAUCAGAAAAAAUACCAUCUCAGUCUACAGUCUCAGUAGUAACAUGUAGUCAUACCCACUGUCAUUCAUCAACUUAAUAAUAGGCUUCUUCAAAUUAGCCAGUUCAAGUAAAAAUAAUUAAUAAAUGGCAUAUGUGAGAAUGUAGGUGUGAUUUUAAAUCCCAAGACAAGCAAGUGUGGAUUUCAGUUUGAAUAGUAAUGAAAAUAACACAUAUUCAAAUUUUAACUUCAUUUGUCAUCAAGCUAUUGCAGUCCAGGACCAAAAUACUUACAUCCAACCAUGUCUGUUUUUGAAUGUGAGUCCGAAUUUGAUGUUUGAACAGGCGAGGUUCCACAGGAAUUGAAUGUAUCAUUAUUACCAUACUGUCCUACUGUUAAUUUUCUAUAAUGUGCAGUUUUUUGAUAGCAGUCCUGGGUGGUAGUAAUCUAGUAACAUGUAGUCAUACCCACUGUCACAGGACCUGGCGAGGAUGUACUUUACAUGUAACAAGUAAUUUUGUAUAAAAUUUGUGAUUGUCAUUUAGGAUUUAAAAAGAAAGAAGUGACAAAUGAUAAUGUACAUGAUCUUUUUGCUGGUAAUUCUACUAUGUGUUGCGUUAUAUAAAAAAAACUAGAAUUUUUAUAAAGGAAAUCAUGAUGACAAGGUUGUUGAAAUAAAGUUAUUAUUAAAGUUCAAUUGUUUUCGUGUAGAUAAUUA